Molecule: messenger RNA, 4802 nt
Organism: Pseudopipra pipra
Lineage: Eukaryota; Metazoa; Chordata; Aves; Passeriformes; Pipridae
Exons: 6
Coding region: 2281-4572 (763 amino acids)
Source: RefSeq, a predicted model, not a curated record
GCGCCGGGACAGCGGCGCUUCCCGCGGGACGUGGAGCGGGGCCCUCCCCCUGCGCCCUCUGCUGGGAGGAGUGACUCACAGAGUGACAGGCUCAAUUAGAUUGGAAAAACCACCUAAGACCGAGCACCACCAUGUCGACUCGACUGUGGCAUUAUGUGCCUCGUCCCGUCGUUUCUUCAACACCUCCAGGGAUGGUGACUCUGCAACCACCACCCUGGCCAGUUCAUUCCAAUGUUUAAUCACCCUUUCUGAAUUGAAGAAUUCCUCCUCAUAUCCAACCUGAACUUCCCCUGAUACAGCUUGAGGCUAUGUCCUCUUGUUCUGUCACUGGUUGCCUAGGAGAAGAGACCAACCCCCACCAGGCUACAACCUCCUUUCAGGAAGUGUAAAGAGUGAUAAGGUCACCCCUGAGCCUCCUCUUUUCCAGGCUAAACAACCCCAGCUCCCACAGCCUCUCCUCAUAGGACUUGUGCCCCAGACUUGUUGCAGCCUGGAGGCCUGCAGGCUUCAGGGUUAAGGCCUGGCCCAGCCAUGUCCCACUCUGCCUCCCAGCAUUGCUUCAUGCCCCUGGGAUCCACCUGCAAGCUGAGCCUAGCCAUGUCCACUUUACAUUCCAGUGCCUCCUUUUCCCUCUGGGACUUGCCUUUGGUCCUUUGGCCCUCCUGGAGUCCUGGAAUGUCCUUUGGCCAAGCACAGGUUUGCUGGCCCUUGAGCAAAUGCCACUUGAGGCUUGUGGGGCCUGGAGCUUGCCUCAGGAGAAGAGAAGUGACAGGGGCAUGGGAGGCAGGAGUAGGUUUUAUUCUCAUAUGGGCCCUUCACUUAAGAGUUGGACUCAAUGAUCCUUGUGGGUCCCUUUCCACUCAGAAUAUUCUGAUUCUGUGACCCUGAUUCUGACUCUGAAGGCUGAUGGGAGGUCCGAGGGAAAGGAAAAUCCUGAUAAAUGCAACUUUUUAAAAGCUAGUGAGUGUCAUUUAUUUUCUUUAUUUCCCUUUGGGUUCACUCACCAAAAGAAAAGCUAGGAGUUUCGCUUCAAAAAGGUGAAAGUAUGAUGGAUGCAGGAGCUGGGGAUUUAAAACAUCUGACAUGAGUCAUAUAAUCAUUGAAUGUUAAGGUUGAAAGGAACCUUAAAAAUCAUCUAGUUCCAACUCCCCUGCCAGGGGCAGGGACACCUUUUACCAGACCAGGUUUCUCAAAGCCCCAUCCAACCUGGCCUUGAACACUUCCAGGGAUAGGGUAUCCAGCAACCUCCCUGGGCAGCCUGUUCCAGUUUCUUACAACCCUCAUAGCAGAGAAUGUCUUUCUAACAUCUAGCCUAAAUUUUCUCUCUUUCAGUUUGUACCCAUUACUCCUUGUCCUGUCACUACAAGUGGCUGGUUGCACUAAGUACAAGCGCUGCCACCACUGGAAAGGACAAGCUUUGGCUGGGGAGGUCUGCGAGGAUUGAAUCAGUCAUCCUUCCCAGGCAUUUUAUAUUUUGUGUCUUGGUGCAAAGAACAUGUUUAAUCUGAACAUUAUAGUAAGAAAAAAAACAGAGGUUUUGUGAAUUUCCCAACACAGAAAUGAAAACAAUCUCUAAGCAUCCAUACCUCUUUUUCCUUAGCUACUCACCUGCCUGCAUAGCUCAUGCACUGUGCUUUCUUCUCCUGCCACCUGCCCCAGUACCUGAGCACUGUAUUUGGAGAUGUGCAAUUCCAGAGUAGCAACUCAGAUUCUCAUCUCCUGUAAAGACCCAUCACAGAGUCAAAUUGCAAUCUCACAUUUCAUGAAUUCCUGUCAUACAUGGUGGAGUACACUGUACUGCAAUAAGUGCUUCUCCUGUUCAUAUGGAAAGCACAUUACAUUUCUCAGCCCACUUAGCCAUGUUAGGAUUGAAGAGCAUUGCUCCCUUUACUCCAUACUGAACAACUCGCAAACUUUGGAAACAAAUAUAAACUUGGCUUUGUAUUGUCUGAUUUUUUUUUCCUACAAGAAGUGUCUCUAACAGUAGAUUUAAUCAGAAGAUUGGUAAUACUUCCCUUCUUUUUUUUAAUGUAAGUUCCAACAUACAAAAGGGAAAUACCAGAUUCACUUAGAGAUGCAGCUUAAACAUCUGCAAGAUGAGACUGCCAGCUUUCUGUACACCAGCUGAAGGCCUUUACCAUUAUUCCUACCCUCAUGUUUUGACUCUCCUCCCACACACUGACUGGAAAAGGUCCCCUGCGUCACUGCUAAAUAAGCCUCAGGUGGGAGGGGGAGUGGACAAGCAGCAGCUGCCUGCCAUAAAGAGGUGUUUAAAGAAAAAUGAAUACUGCCUCAACUUCAGAAAGUGGAUCAUAUUCCACAAGCCACUCAAGACCCUUUUUUUAUGCUCAGCCAUCAGCACAACAGCCUUAUCCAAAUCCAUGGUACCUCAGCCAUGGAUACAGUCCAUAUUAUGUACCUGCUCCAGGCUUCCGAAGUGGAAAUCCAUAUGUGCCGUUUUAUUCUGUUGCGCUCCAUGAGUACCCUGGAUUUUUUGUUCCACAGCAUCCAAUGCAUGCAAGAAUUAACAGAAGGCCUUAUUUUAAUGCUGCCCUACCUUCCCCUAUGUUUUAUCAUGCAACAAGAUUUAGACACUAUAAUACCCCUGGGAAAAAAACGGAGACAAAAGAAACACAGACUGAUCCUAGACAGCCUGAAAGCAAGCAAAAAAAGCAUCAAGAUAUCCGUACAGAAACGAAAGGUUGUGAUGCAGGAAAUAUGGCCUGUGUUUCUUCUGGUAUAGGUACAGAGACUGAGAGUACCUCAGAGAAACAAGAUUCAUCUGGAUCUUCCAUUGUGGUAGACAGAGAGUUUCAUAACAAGGACCCUGCCAGCUCUACACAGUAUAGAAAUCUUCCUACUGGAAGCUAUGCCUUUGAGAAGGAAGAAGUGAGGAUAGAAUAUGGAAAUGGCUCUCCAGCUAUUCAACUGUGGAAGUCCUUUAAAGAAACUAUCCCUUUGUAUGAUGUGGCAAGUGGUAAAUCAGUUCCAGAGAACAUAGUGCCAUGUGACUUAUUUUCUGUUAGCUCAUGUGAAGGCAUGAUAUAUGGCCCUCAUGAAAGGAGGCAAAUGGUGCCAGGAGCUUCCUUAGAUGAGAGACAAGCUGUUGUCCCCACAAAACAGGGUGCUGAAGCUGUGCAAGAAAAAGAUGUCCAAAAUAACGAAGUGCAGCUGGAUGCAGAAAAGCUAGCAAAUACAAGUCAACAGGUAAAAUCCCCCCCAGGUGAAACCAUGGCAGUACAAAUCACAGAGCUGGCAAGAUCUGUUGGCAUAGAUAGACCAGUGGUAAGACAGGAUGUGGUAAUAGCUAAGAAAUCUAGCACUAAAAAAUCUGCAGGCUCUAUUCAACAAGCAGGACUACUUCCAGCUAAUAUGGAGGUAAUGAGUGACUUGAGUUUUCAGCAGAAAAAGCUGAGUUUAAGCCACAGAGCAAUCAAUGAAAGCCAGACAGGUAAAAGUAUUUGGUGUGACAAAUCAAUUGAGAAGGAUGCUACAAACUAUGACAUUUGUUUGCCACAAAGGAAGUGUCAAAGUGUAAUCAGUCCUUCUUCUGAUGACACGUCCUCUAGAGAAGAAGGCUCAUCAAGUGAUAAUGCCCCAGUGUCUUAUUUUGUCCCUGACUAUGUGCUUCAGAAAAGCAUGUAUACUUCUCAGAAAAGUACAGAUGGCUUGGAGAAAGAGAAAAUUAAAAGUGGUGGGUCCCUUAAUGAAGAUGAAGUGGUAGAAAAGGAGCAGAUGAACAGCUUGAAUGAUCAAGAUGACAAUUCUUCAGCCACUAAGGUUAAAGAGGCUUCCAGUAAAGGUAGAAAGCUGGGAGCUGUUUCAAGAUCUUCUAGUAGGAAAGAAAUCAAUUCUCUCAACAAAAAAGCAGCUAAAAGUUUGUCAGAAGUUGAGGACUCAGAAGAAUAUUAUGUGAAGGGUGAAGAGGAGGAUGAAGAUGGAGAGGAUGAGGAGGAUGAGGAUGAUGACAUGGAGUAUUUCUUUCAAGAAACCCUUCCAUAUGGCAUUUUGACACCAAAUAAAGGAAGCUUCUACCAAGUUGGCCGGAGAGUGCUUUGGAAACCACCUAAAAAUGCUGUACCAGCACAGUUAAUUAGCUGGCCUGCUCAAGAGAAAAUGAAAACUAGGAGUGGGCUUGUUGAAAAUAUUGGUGUAGUUUACAAGCCAAAGGAGAGAGAACAAGAUGAAGUUGUAUAUAGCGACUAUGGGUAUUACGGAAGAAAGAGGCCUAUGACAAGAAGAGAAGGACUUGAGCACCAGCGAAUGCUACGGAAAUUCUUGGGAGGAAGGCUGCUAAGGGAGACCGUGGGGAUGCUGCCUGAAGAGUAUUGGAUUAGAAGUGGUGCUAAACCCAAAUUCAGUAGCCAAAUAUAUGGUAGUCUCUCACCUCCAGCCAAGAGCAAAGACCAAGGAUGCCCACCUUUGGUUAAACCAAAGAAGAAAAGAAUAGGCAAGCCACCUUCAAAACGCAGGGACACAAGACUUGAGGUGGAAGAAGUAGUGUGGGAGAUGCCUAAAUACAGUAUACACCAAGGUCGUGGAACAAAAAAGUCCCUCUGUAAGAGAAGAUAAUUGCAAAUAUUGGGGCAGGAGGGGGGAAAAAUGUAUCAAAGGUUUGUUUUGCAUAAUCCAAAUUUCAAUUAUUAUUGUAUAUUUUGUAAGUUGCUCUGCACUCUUAAGGGGUAAGAAGUGACACUGUAAAGACUGAGGAUGCUAUGAAAAUGGAAUUAAAUAUUUAACACCAGUCACCUUUUUAUAACUAGCACAUCCACUAUUUAAGUAAUAAAUUUCAUAGAAUUGCA